AUGUUGACGUGUGAUCACCCUUUUCCUCUGGAUCAGUACGAUGAUAGGGUGAAAGAGCAUUUACGAUUUACUGGUUUUUAUCAUGCAUCUCAGAUUGGAAUAGUCCAAUGUCAGAAAGCACUCGUAAAUGCUCUAGUCGAAAGGUGGCAUCCAAACACACAUACCUUUCACCUUCCGAUUGGUGAAUGUGCUGUGACACUUGAAGAUAUGGCUAUGAUUCUUGGUCUUCCGACGGACGGUCUUCCAGUCACAGGGAUAACUAUGAGUAAUUUUGAAACCUUAGAAGCGGAGUGUUUGCACCAAUUUGAGAUUGCACCGAGAAAGUCAAACUAUAGAGGAAGCGGUAUAAAAUUGACGUGGCUUCGGGAUCUAAAAGAACGGUUACAGUUGACUGAUGAAAACAAUAUACAGAGUAUCGGACAGUACAGUUGGGGAUCGGCUUGCCUCGCACACCUGUACAGGGCGUUAUGCAGGGCAUCUCGUUUUGACUGUAAGGAGAUUGACGAUCCGCUAACACUGCUGCUCGUUUGGGCUUGGAUCCGCCUGCCAUAUCUAGCGCCGGUUCCUAGGGAACCCCGUAGUUUUCCGCUUGCAAACAUGUAA
Molecule: messenger RNA, 603 nt
Organism: Arachis ipaensis
Lineage: Eukaryota; Viridiplantae; Streptophyta; Magnoliopsida; Fabales; Fabaceae
Product: serine/threonine-protein phosphatase 7 long form homolog
Biological process (GO): meristem development; meristem maintenance
Source: RefSeq, a predicted model, not a curated record